Brassica rapa (field mustard) is the source of this 1910-nucleotide messenger RNA. RefSeq names its product ubiquitin domain-containing protein DSK2b. NCBI's taxonomy places the organism in Eukaryota, Viridiplantae, Streptophyta, Magnoliopsida, Brassicales, Brassicaceae. The record is from RefSeq and is a predicted model, not a curated record. Gene Ontology annotation, cellular component: cytosol. Gene Ontology annotation, biological process: ubiquitin-dependent protein catabolic process. Gene Ontology annotation, molecular function: polyubiquitin modification-dependent protein binding.
AUGGGUGGAGAAGGAGAUUCGAGUAAGCCGCAGACUGCUGGUGAAGGAGGAGAUGUGGUUGCCGUGAACGUCAGGUGCUCGAACGGAUCCAAAUUUAGUGUGAGCACGAGUCUCGAUUCCACGGUGGAGGCCUUCAAAGCGUUGGUGGCUCAGAACAGCGAAGUGCCAGCGAAUCAGCAGCGUCUGAUUUACAAGGGUCGCAUCCUCAAAGACGAUCAGACGCUUCUCAGCUAUGGUUUGCAGGCUGAUCACACCGUUCAUAUGGUUCGAGGCUCGGCGCCUGCAUCAUCACCACCACCUUCUGCUCCAGCUACAACCCAAGCCACUGCCCCUGGUGUCACUCGAGGUGUUGGUUCAAACGACAGCUCAAUUCCCGGGCUUGGAUUCAAUCCUUUAGGUGGUGGGAACGCUAUGUCUGGACUAUUCGGAGCUGGUCUUCCGGAUCUUGAGCAGGCACAGCAACAGCUAGCUCAGAACCCUAACAUGAUUAGAGAUAUGAUGAACCAACCAGCCAUUCAGAGUCUAAUGAACAACCCUGAGUUUAUGAGGAGUAUGAUCAUGAGCAACCCUCAGAUGCGUGACCUUGUGGAUCGCAACCCUGAGCUUGGUCAUGUCCUCAAUGACCCCAGCAUCCUUAGGCAAACUUUGGAAGCGGCGAGGAACCCGGAGCUGAUGCGUGAGAUGAUGAGGAAUACCGAUAGGGCUAUGAGUAAUAUUGAGUCUAUGCCUGAGGGGUUUAACCAUCUUAGGCGUAUGUAUGAGAAUGUCCAGGAACCGCUCAUGAAUGCUACGACUAUGCCUGGGAACGGUGGAAACAAUGCGGCUUCUAAUCCUUUUGCUGCUCUCCUUGGAAACCAGGGUGUUACUACUACCGAUGCUGCUGCUAAUAAUUCUACGACACAAAAUGCUGAAACGGGGACAGGGAAUGGUAUUCCGAAUGCAAAUCCACUUCCUAAUCCUUGGGGUGCAACGGCUGGCCAGACGAAUGCCCCUGGAACUACAAAUUCUGGUGGGGAUACAAGAAGCACUGGCCUUGGUGGACUUGGAGGUCUUGGUGGACUUGGUGGUCUUGGAGGCCUUGGUGGACUGGGUAUGCUUGGAGGGGAUUCACCUCUUGGUGCCACUCCAGAUGCUUCUCAGUUGAGCCAGAUAUUGCAAAAUCCAGCCAUGUCCCAGAUGAUGCAAAGCGUCCUUUCCAAUCCACAAUACAUGAACCAGCUGAUGAAUCUCAACCCACAACUGCGAACCAUGCUAGAUUCGAAUCCUCAGUUAAGGGAAAUGAUGCAGAACCCAGAUUUCCUUCGUCAGUUUAGCUCUCCGGAGAUGAUGCAGCAAAUGAUGACUCUACAGCAAUCAUUGUUCUCUCAGAAUAGGACUACGACCACCCAGGAUCCGGGGCAAACUGGUGCUGCUGCAGCAGGGGCAGGCAAUAACGCAGGGCUGGAUUUAUUGAUGAAUAUGUUUGGCAGUCUUGGUGCUGGUGGCUUGGGUAGCACGAACCAACCCAAUGUUCCUCCUGAAGAACGCUUUGCGACUCAGUUGCAACAGCUGCAAGAAAUGGGAUUUUAUGACAGAGCAGAGAACAUAAGGGCUUUGCUUGCAACCAAUGGAAACGUUAACGCUGCUGUAGAACGACUCUUGGGAAGUAUUGGCCAGUAGCAGCAGCAGGUUCGUGAACUGAUUUGUCUCGUUUCAUCCAUGUCUGUGGUAUUCUCUCAGUUAUAGAAUAAACAGCCUUUAAAAAUGUGUUUCAGUAAUGAUGAUAUUUAUGGAAUUCUUAUAAAUUUAUAUUUAUGAUAAUAUCGUGAAACUUGUGGAUAGAUAUUUUGGGUCUUCGUUGUUUCAUCUUUCAGUUCUAUUUGAGUUGUGUUGCAACAUGUUUCGGAACUUGGAAUGACUACAUUUACGUC